Closterium sp. Naga37s-1 is the source of this 2346-nucleotide messenger RNA. The record is from the annotation of a GenBank genome assembly. NCBI's taxonomy places the organism in Eukaryota, Viridiplantae, Streptophyta, Zygnematophyceae, Desmidiales, Closteriaceae.
AUGGCCAACAGGGCGCGAGCCACGUCGAUCAACCAUCUGCCAGACGAGCUUCUUUCCAGAAUCAUCUCACUUGCUUCUGCCGCCAACCCCGCAGAACUGAAAGCAGAAGUUGACGCUGAGGAUGGUGCCGGCCGGACUGGCGAACCGAAUUUCACGGAUGGCCCCGAUUUUAGCAACCUCACGGUCGUUUGUAAGCGAUGGAUGCACCUCAUGACGACCCUCCGCGUCCGUGGCGGCUUGAAGUCACAAUCCCCCGAACUCCAAGGUCCCAAGCUGCGCGCCAUGACGCUUUCUGCUCCCUCCAUCUCCGCGCCGACGCUCUUCCGCACGCUGGCGCUCGCGCCGAGAGUCACGGCGCUUUCUCUGGAGGCGAACGCCGUCGAUUUCUACGACGACGAGUUCCUGUCUCGCCUGCUCUCCGCGCGCCCCCAGCUCGCCCGCCUCAGCAUCGCCCCUCCCCGUUUCACCGGAACUCCUCACUUUCAAAUCGGCACGAAAGCUCUCGAGAAUUUCUUCCGCGUCGCGUCGUCGUCGCGCCUGCAAGAUCUCUCGCUGCGCGAAUGCUUCGGCCACACGACGAAGCUCCCUGCUUCAAUCGCGUCGCUUUCGUCGCUGCGCGUGUUCCGCCUUUGCUCCAAGACGCUCCCACCCAUCCUGCCCUUCGCGUCCUCAUUGCGCCAUUUAACGAUCAUAGCUGAUCUGGCUCUCGAGCCGCUUAGCCAGCUUGUAUCUCUGGAGCGCAUCGAGAUCUCAGCCCUCCACCGCCCGCUGCACUUUCCAGUGGCGCUCUUCGUGUUGCCGUCGCUGGCGUACGUGAAGGUGGGCUCCGCCAUGUGGGUGGAAGCUCAUGACGUGACGGCGAUGGAGAACUCGAGGGAGCUCCUCGCACGGAAUCAUCCCAAUGCUGCCGCCGCCGCCGCAGCAGACACAGCCUCAGCAGCAGCAGCCACGGCAGGGGCCACAACAGCAGCACAUACCACCUACCACACGGCGCUGGGCCCGUCUCUGAAGCAUCUCAGCAUCUGGUUGGACAGCGAGGGGUACGAGAGGCUCUCCGCGCUUGUGUGCUCGCUGCUCUCCCUCACGCACCUCUCCAUCAAUGGGCUCUGCUCCGCAAUACUCACCUCCGACCUGGGUCAUCUCACCAACCUGCGCUCGCUCUCCCUCUGCGGCGCCUGGCUCGGCCUCCCGCACUCCCUCUCCCCCCUCUCCCCCCUCUCCCCGUGCCUGCACUCCCUGAAACUGCACUACAUCGGCAACCAUGACGCCUCCCCCCGAAUGCUCCCUUCAUUUCUCACGGACCUCACCUCCCUCACGGACCUUGACCUCGACAACAUGAACCUUCCCUCCUCGCUGCCCGCUCUUGCGCGCCUGCGCGCCCUCCGCACGUUGCGCAUAGAUUACGACUGGGGCUUCACCACCCGCGUGUCGCUUCCAGAAGAUCUGGGCCAGCUGGCAGCCUUGGAGUGGCUGGAGCUAAGGGGCUUCUGCAUGAAAGACGGGCUUCCGCCGUCCCUCUGUGAUCUGACCUCCCUGCGCCGCCUGUUCAUUGGUAGCAAAACCCUAAAGCACCUUCCCGGGGCAAUUUCAAAGCUGUCGCGCCUAGAAGUUAUGACUCUUGACUCAUGCUACAGCCUGGAAUCCCUACCCCCGGCGUUUGGCCGCCUGGGAGUGUUGAAGAAGCUGAUUAUUCGGGGGGGGUUGAGGAAUUCUCUGCCUGACACUCUGGGAGGCUUAUCCUCGCUUGAGGAGGUCUCAUUGGCUCAAUGUUCUCACAGUUUCAGCCUGCCUCCCUCCUUCUGCCUCCUCCCUCGUCUGCUCACACUUACUCUCACCAACUGCAAGAAGUUCCACCAUCUGCCUGACUCGUUCUCUGAACUUCCCUCCCUCACCCUCCUCAGCAUCUCCAACUGCCCGGAAUUCUCCUGCCUUCCUGAGACCUUUGGCUUGCUGCCCCGCCUAACCCGCCUCAAAAUUGUCGAAUGCGACUCAUUCACGCACCUCCCCAGCUCCUUCUCCUCCCUGCCUGCGCUCCGAGUGGCCUGCUUCAGCUUUUGCAAGCAGCUGCACUCCCUCCCGCCCACCCUUGGCCGGCUGCCGUGCUUGGAAGUGCUUCAGUCGAGGGAGUGCAAGGCGCUCUCGUCGCUGCCGGAGUCGCUCGGAGAGGCAAGGGCGCUGCGGCAUGUGGAUGUGUAUGGCAGUGGUGUGGCGGAGAAAGGGGUGGGCGUUUGUGGGAAGCAAGUGCAUGUUGUGUGGGGGCGGAUGGGAAAGGCUGAGCACGUGGUGACGAAAGAUGAGAGGAGUGUUGGGCUGAGGUCUAGCCCUAGGUUUAGAGACUUGACUUAG